AUGAUAGAGCAGUUUACACGAGGGAGAGAUGCAAUUGUGACUGAAUUUGCAGAGUACGGGUCACUGAGCAAGAUCUGGGGAAAGAACCCAAUGAACUACCAACUGAAAGUGAAAGUGCUUGAUGACAUGGUUGUUGCACUGAACUAUCUGCACCAAAACAGUAUCUUGCACAGAGAUGUCAAAGGCGAGAAUCUCCUUGUCUUCUCACUCAACCCACAUUCCCCAGUCUGCGCAAAACUGACAGACUUUGGGACGUGCAGAAACAUCUCCGAACGAAACUUGCAAUCAAAAGCACUGUCGCAAGGCAUUGGAACACCAACAUACAUGGCACCAGAGUGUCUCCAGAACUCAUCCGAAUACAGCUAUCCAGUCGACGUGUACGCAUUUGGCAUUGUCUUGUACGAAACUUACAUCGAAAAGAACGCAUACGAAAACGAUGAGCGAUUCAACCAGCCGUGGAUGAUCCCACAAUUUGUCAUCGAAGGAAACAGACUCGACAAACCAACGGGCAUCCCAGAAAACUACUGGGACCUCACUACUAAGUGCUGGAAACAAAACCCAGAAGAACGUCCAACAUUUGCAGACAUCCUCGCAACCAUCGAGUCGUGGGGCGAGGACAUCAGAUACGCUCUGUCUGUCGAGGGGGAAAAGAAAGUUUUACCAGGAGAACAACCAGGGGUCACUGCUAACACACCUUCUGCUCCUUCAAUGCCAUCUACAUCUUCUUCGAUACCUCAAGAACCAAAUGUUGAACCUCAAGCUGAUAAGAAAGAUAAUUCAGAGUCUUCUGAUUCUGAUACAGAGUAA
Molecule: messenger RNA, 807 nt
Organism: Entamoeba invadens IP1
Lineage: Eukaryota; Evosea; Mastigamoebida; Endamoebidae
Product: receptor protein kinase, putative
Exons: 1
Biological process (GO): protein phosphorylation
Molecular function (GO): protein kinase activity; ATP binding
Source: RefSeq, a predicted model, not a curated record